CAAGAUGCAGGGAAUGCCCAAUCGGUUAGGACUUGGUCUACGUCCCCCUCUGCCUUCAUACGGCCAGGGUCCCUCAAUGUCGGCUCUCGCAGCGCAACAGCAAAUGAACCAACAUAACCAAUUUGUACCACCAUCUCAAACGAAGCCUGUAUCCCUCUUUAUCGGGUCGAUUUCUGGCGGUAUCACGGACUCUUUCUUGAACCAAUUGCUCAGCGCAUGUGGUCCUAUCUCCUCGUUUAAGCGGCUGAUCACGCCGGCCAACAAGCCACAAGGAUUCGGCUUUGCGGAGUUCCAGGACCCAGACAGUGCGUUGCGAGCCAUGACAUUGCUCAAUGGCGUAGAGUUGCCUGCGCUUGAGGAUGGGUGUGUUAAUAAGAAACUUUUGGCUAAGGCAGACGAGAAGACAAAAGUGUUCCUGGAUGCAUAUUCCGGACAGAAGAUGAAGACUGACGCUGACGAAGAAAUCAUGCGACAAGCCAAAGCGAAGGUCGACCUGCUCGUCGCGGACAUUCAUAAGGUCUCCCAGGAUGCUGCCGACCAGGGACUGAUAGAUAAGGAGAAAUAUGUCAUCCCACCGCACCUGCAUGACUUGCAGGAAGCUGAUCUUCCAGAGACACAACGUGGACUCGUCAUGACUGAGAUCGCCCAGUUCCGUGAGCGUGCCGCAAAACGCGAGCGCGAGAAGCUGCGGGACGUCCAGGCUGCAGUGCCCACCAUCCUCAACAUGCCGAGUGGUCCGAAGCAGAGGGAGUGGGGCAAGCCUGGUCCUAGCCCGUCUCCGCAAGCGACAAAAAGCACUUCCUACGGCAAGCCACCAGGAUUCGUCAAGGCCGGAGAAGACAGAGAGACACCUUCGAGUGGUGAAACAGAAGCCGCGGUAUCUCGCAGUGUGAAGACAGAUGAAGAGCUGGAAGCUGAGCGGAAAGAGGCCAGGAGACGUGACGAAGAGAAUUCAUUCAAAGACCGAGAACGUCGCUACGAGCCCAGGGAGAGAACUCGCAUUCAAGCUUUGGAACGAUCGAUAGCGCGUGAGAGAGCGCUCAAGGAGGCGGAGGAGCGGGAUCGUGUUGAGAUGAGAGCACGCCUCGAUGUUUGGGAUGACGACGAGAGCGAUGAGCUUUUCUAUACCGAUCGUGUCCGGUGGCGCACUCAGCGUGUAAGGCGCUUGACGGCAGAGGAAGCUGCAGACGCCGAGUCAAGACUCUACGAAGAGCGCGAAACUGAGAACCUGCGUCGCGAAUCGGAGGCGUUCUUGGCACGGCAGAUGGACGAGAUGCAGGCAUUGCAGGAAGAGCAACGCAAGGCGGGCAUGCUCCUCGAGGACGGCGCCCCCGUGAAGCUUAACGUCUCGCUGGCACCCAUUGUGUCCAAGGGCGAAGGUGCGCCGGCUGAGAACAAAGCUGCUGUCGCGUUCGGACAAGAGGAAGAGGAAGAGGAGGGCAUCCGCAAGAGGAAAGCUCCUCCUCCCCAGCUUGACCUCGCCGAAUCUGGAGAGAAGGCUAAAGAGAGAUUGGAGAAGAUCAAGACGACUGUGCCGACAGACAGAGAGACGUUGUUCAAGUCCAAAGUUCGGUGGGAUGGUGUCACUGACACCAUGAUUGAUCGUAAACUUGAGCCGCUGGUUAAGCGGUUGAUGAUCAAAUACCUGGGCGAGCUCGAGGACGACGACCUUGUCAUGUUCGUCUUGGAACACUUGAAAGACCACAAGGGUCCACAAAAGCUCAUCGAAGGCCUCGAGCCGGUUCUCGAGGAGGAAGCUAUCGAGCUGGUCAUCAGCGUAUGGCGACAGAUCAUCUAUGAGAGCAUGGCGUACGGCGAAGGCCUGCACACGGAGAGGAUUAUGGUUGACUGAGGAUAUCUUGCUGGUUCGUCGUCAUUUGCAUUCGCUGGGGGUUGUGGGAGAACGUUGCAGCUCGUAGCGGGCUUUGUGGGUUGCAUACCGUGAGUAAGUUUUUCGUCCCGGUUUCACUGAGCAGGUUGUCUGGGCCGACGAUAUCAUGCACGCGGGUGACGAGGCAACCGUGAUGGAGUAACAAAGGACGCUGGUAUUCACGAUGAGUGCUCGAGUCUUUCUCCACCGCUGUUCAAUUGAUAUGAAAACUGGUUCCAAACUAUGAGUGGCUUUAGGGUAUCCCGCCACAGCAUAUUGUCCAGCCUUUCCACGUGGCUUCCAUUAUUAUCCUACUUAUGUGCUACCUCCACGCAAUCAACACCGAAUAUAUGCGAUUCGACACUUUUAAA
This is a messenger RNA of Phanerochaete carnosa HHB-10118-sp, 2241 nucleotides long. RefSeq lists its product as uncharacterized. The transcript is spliced from 9 exons. Gene Ontology annotation, molecular function: mRNA binding. NCBI's taxonomy places the organism in Eukaryota, Fungi, Basidiomycota, Agaricomycetes, Polyporales, Phanerochaetaceae. The record is from RefSeq and is a predicted model, not a curated record. Gene Ontology annotation, biological process: mRNA processing. Gene Ontology annotation, cellular component: spliceosomal complex. The coding region runs from base 5 to 1852 and encodes 615 amino acids.